Molecule: messenger RNA, 1005 nt
Organism: Striga hermonthica
Lineage: Eukaryota; Viridiplantae; Streptophyta; Magnoliopsida; Lamiales; Orobanchaceae
Source: the annotation of a GenBank genome assembly
AUGAGUUCAACUAAACUCAUUUGUCUAUCCAUUUUUGUAGCCCUUCUUGCAACCUUACUAUCCACAAAUCUCACAAUUCAACCUAUAACACAACUACUCCUCAACCUCUUCUCCCAAUUAACUCCUCCAACAUUCCGAAUAUACCAUCACGAUCAUCAUCGUGCGAGUAAAAAGAAUGCGAUAAAAAGCAUAUGCGAAGAUUUUCCGCCCGAUAUCCCCCCACCCGACACGAACACAACGUCGUUUUUAUGCGUGGAUUCGAAUGGUUGCUGCAAUUUCACUACUGUUCAAGCCGCAGUCGAUGCGGUUGGUGUCAUGAGCCCAAAAAGGACCGUUAUUUGGAUCAACAACGGAAUUUAUUUUGAGAAGGUGAUAAUUCCGAAAACAAAGGCGAACAUAACAUUUCAAGGGCAAGGUUACACUUCAACGGCGAUCGUGUGGAACGACACUGCCAACUCCGCACACGGCACCUUCAUGAGUGGUUCGGUUCAAGUUUUCUCGACAAACUUUAUUGCCAAGAACAUAAGUUUUAUGAAUGUGGCUCCAAUGCCGGUCCCUGGAGCCGUAGGGGCACAGGCCGUGGCCCUUAGAAUCGGGGGAGAUCAAGCUGCCUUUUGGGGCUGUGGCUUCUUCGGAGCACAGGACACUCUUCAUGAUGACAGGGGUCGCCAUUAUUUCAAGGAUUGUUAUAUUCAGGGCUCCAUUGACUUUAUUUUUGGUAAUGCCAAGUCAUUUUAUGAGAAUUGCCACUUAACUUCCAUAGCUAGCCCGGUGGCACCUGGCGCACGGGUCAUAAACGGAGCCGCGACUGCACAAGGCAGAGCCUCCAAGGACGAAAACAGCGGCUUUUCGUUUGUGAACUGCAGCAUUGGUGGGACCGGAAGAAUCUGGCUCGGCCGAGCUUGGCGGCCUUUCUCCACCGUCGUGUUUUCUUACACGGCCAUGUCCGACAUUAUAGCAUCCGAGGGCUGGAACGAUUUCAACGACCCAACCAGAGACCAGUGA